This is a messenger RNA of Pyrus x bretschneideri (Chinese white pear), 1102 nucleotides long. RefSeq names its product proteasome subunit beta type-5-like. The transcript has 8 exons. The record is from RefSeq and is a predicted model, not a curated record. NCBI's taxonomy places the organism in Eukaryota, Viridiplantae, Streptophyta, Magnoliopsida, Rosales, Rosaceae. Bases 146 to 955 code for a protein of 269 amino acids. Gene Ontology annotation, cellular component: proteasome core complex. Gene Ontology annotation, molecular function: threonine-type endopeptidase activity.
CUUCCACCAUUUCAUUAGCUCCAUCUCACUCUCCGUUCUCCCUCCUUCCCUUCCUCUUCCUCUUCGUCUGCGAAAUCAUCAAUUCUCCAAGAUUGCACUAGUUUUCGAUCUCUAAUGUUGUGUUUCUCAGAGGAUUUUAAGAGCCAUGAAGCUUGACACUACCGGUCUCGAAACACACGCGCCGCUGUGCGGCGAGAGCAGUGGGUUUCUCGACGGCGUUUCGGCUCCUCCGUCGUUCGAGGUACCUACUACCAAUGAUUUUGAUGGAUUUCAGAAGGAAGCUAUCCAGAUGGUGAAGCCGGCCAAAGGGACAACCACGCUUGCGUUCAUCUUCAAGGAUGGCGUCAUGGUGGCGGCCGAUUCUCGGGCCAGCAUGGGCGGCUAUAUCUCAUCGCAAUCUGUGAAGAAGAUUAUUGAAAUCAAUCCUUACAUGCUUGGUACAAUGGCUGGAGGAGCUGCUGACUGCCAGUUUUGGCACAGAAAUCUGGGGAUCAAGUGUCGGCUGCAUGAAUUGGCAAAUAAGCGGAGGAUUUCAGUUACUGGAGCAUCAAAGCUGCUGGCAAACAUUCUUUACUCUUAUCGUGGUAUGGGUCUCUCAGUUGGGACCAUGAUUGCAGGCUGGGACGAAACGGGUCCUGGACUUUACUAUGUCGACAGUGAAGGGGGAAGAUUGAAGGGGAUGCGGUUUUCUGUUGGGUCUGGCUCUCCAUACGCUUAUGGUGUUCUGGAUAAUGGGUACCGAUAUGAUAUGUCUGUAGAAGAAGCUGCCGAGUUGGCUAGAAGAGCAAUAUAUCAUGCAACAUUCCGCGAUGGAGCCAGCGGCGGUGUUGCUAGCGUCUACCACGUGGGACCAAACGGAUGGAAGAAGUUAUCCGGAGACGAUGUCGGGGAGCUUCACUACAGCUACUACCCUGCAGCGGCAGUCUCUGUUGAACAAGAAAUGGUUGACGUCUGAUGGAAACUAAAAAUACAAGCUGUAGGAUUUCGUGACCGUUUCUAGGUUUAUAUGUAAAAGCCUGAUUUGUUGUAUUGGGAUUUUUAAGUCGACCUUCUAGUCUUUGUUACCUUUUCCUUUAAAUGAUGAAUUUGAUCUGUUGUCGUU